UAUUCCAACAGCCCAACUACCAAACCAAACCAAAACCCACGUAUUGCCUUUCCUGUUUUUCCCCUUAACCAAAGUGGGAAUCGAAGUAAAAUCGGAGGACCCAAGUUGACAAUGAUGUUGGAGAUGUGUCGGAGGCCGUUGGAGAAGUGUUUUGGUGGCGGAGACGGCGGCGAUGGGCUGCUUUGGCACAUGGACCUCAAGCCCCACUCUUCUGGGGACUAUUCGAUUGCAGUGGUUCAAGCUAAUUCUGCUCUGGAGGAUCAGGGACAGGUGUUCACAUCUCCUUGCGCCACGUAUGUUGGAGUCUAUGACGGCCAUGGCGGUCCUGAAGCUUCCCGCUUCAUCACUAACCACCUCUUCCCCUUCCUUCACAAGUUUGCAACUGAACAAGGUGGGCUGUCAGAGGAUGUGAUAAGGAAGGCAUUUGAUGCAACAGAGGAGGAGUUCUUGGAGUUGGUUAAGCGAUCAUGGAUGGUGCGGCCGCAGAUUGCUUCAGUAGGAUCGUGUUGUCUGGUUGGUGCAAUUGCAGAUGGUAUUUUAUAUGUGGCUAAUCUCGGAGAUUCGAGGGCAGUUCUUGGCAGGAGAGCAUCGGAUGGGCAGGCCGUGGUCGCAGAGCGGUUGUCUACGGAUCACAAUGUUUCAGUGGAGGAAGUGAGGAAGGAGGUUAAGGAUCUUCACCCUGAUGAUGCGCACAUUGUGGUGUAUACACGUGGAGUUUGGCGAAUUAAGGGCAUUAUUCAGGUCUCAAGGUCAAUCGGUGAUGUCUACUUGAAGAAACCUGAGUUUAACAGAGAUCCUCUCUUCCACCAGUUCGGUAUGCCCGUUCCUUUAAAGAAGCCUGUAAUGACAGCAGAACCGUCGAUAGUAGUUCGAAAGUUACAACCACAGGACAUGUUUUUGAUAUUUGCAACAGAUGGUCUCUGGGAGCAUUUAAGUGAUGAAACAGCCGUGAAAAUCGUCUCCAAAAAUCCAAGAGCUGGAAUAGCAAAGCGAUUGGUAAGAGCUGCCAUCGACGAGGCUGCAAGGAAAAGAGAAUUGAGAUACGACGACAUAAAAAGAAUUGAAAGGGGGGCAAGGCGCAAUUUCCACGACGAUAUCACUGUAAUCGUGAUAUUCCUAGAUCAUUCACAAGUUUCCCCAAAUGCUGGUGUCCAGGACCAGAGCCUCUUUAACUGCACUAGUGUCCCUGUCGAUAUAUUCUCUAUGAACGAGGAAGCAGCAGACGGAUCACUCCACACCUUCCCAUGAGAAAAAAUCGGUGGCGGAAAAAAAAUAUGCAUCUGUUGUGUAAGUAGAAUGAGAAAAUUUAUACGCAGGUGCAUCCGGCUGCUAGAUUUUACAGGAAAGAUGGUGGCUUGUACAUUGUUUGAUGGCAAGAUUGAAGGUGCUGUUGAUUUCUUGGCGUUGAGCUUUGACUUCAUUUUCAGCUCUCUCUCUCGUUGGUUUAUAAUUUGUUGUGAUUUUCCACAUUGUGUAUAUUACUGGGAUUUAUUAUAUAAAUUUAUAUUUAUCUUGAACUGCGACUCACAGUCA
This is a messenger RNA of Malus domestica (apple), 1533 nucleotides long. RefSeq names its product probable protein phosphatase 2C 78. Gene Ontology annotation, biological process: peptidyl-threonine dephosphorylation. Gene Ontology annotation, molecular function: cation binding; protein serine/threonine phosphatase activity. NCBI's taxonomy places the organism in Eukaryota, Viridiplantae, Streptophyta, Magnoliopsida, Rosales, Rosaceae. The record is from RefSeq and is a predicted model, not a curated record.